This is a messenger RNA of Pieris brassicae (large cabbage white), 1330 nucleotides long. RefSeq lists its product as uncharacterized. The record is from RefSeq and is a predicted model, not a curated record. Bases 386 to 970 code for a protein of 194 amino acids. Lineage: Eukaryota; Metazoa; Arthropoda; Insecta; Lepidoptera; Pieridae. The transcript is spliced from 2 exons.
GCUUCAUAGUUCGUACUUCAUACUGACUAUACAAAAAAAAUUAAGAUCAAUUUAACAACUUUUAAUUAGUUAUUUGAGUUGUUUCAACUAACGUGGCUAGUCUCAAUUCUACUUCUUAGUUCUUUGUAAAGUAUAACAUAGAAAUCAUAAAUCAAAUCUUAAAAUUAGUAUUAGACAACACAAAAAAAAGAUUUUCUUCAAUUUAGCUAACAUUAACAAUAAACCACCUAGUGCAAUGAUCAUUCCGUGCAAACUACAUAUGAAUAAUAAAGCAUCGUGAUUUGUUAUAACUAAAUCAUUGCCUUUGCCAAGUUUUCAUAUAAACUAUUUAACCUUACAUUAUAGUUCGAAUUAGACUAACGAGUUGCGUUCUAGCAGUUUAAACAUGGAAAUAUUUGAAAGAGUCUAUCGUAACUUAAUGCGAAAAUUAAAUGAACUACCUGUAACUGUUAAUAAAACUGUUGACAUUGUUAAUAAAUCUUUUAAUAAUGUAAGGGUACCUCCAUUAACAAGAGAUAAUGUACUUUAUUAUUAUAUGCCCAUACAAGGGCUUGUUAGUUACACAACAUUGUCAGUGAGUGUUAUGAACCCACAUCUAAUGGUCAGAUUAUUUCCUCGUCGAGAUAUCACAGACAUCCUCUUCUUGUCAGCGGGUGGUGGAGCUGGGCUUUGGCUCUGGUCUAGACCUCAUGUAGCUGCUGCAGCACCAGCUAGACGGUUUUCUUGGGCAUUUUUAGGUGGUUGUCUUUGGCCACUAGGAUCAAUAUUUCUCUGGGCAAUUCUAAGAAGUUCUAUUGGCCAAAGACCUGUUAUUGGUACUAUUGUUGGUAUGUCAACAGGAGCAAUGCUUACCAAUAUAGCAGUUGACUAUUUCCAAUAUAUAGAACUCAUGUUUUGUGGAGAGAUUCGGUUACCUGAUGAAACAUACAGUCCGAAUAGUGAUGAUGAGAAAUAUGAUAUUGAUCUUUAAGGUAAUAAGUUAUAUGAAAUAUUUCAGGUAAUACAAUUUUUUGUUUAUUUUGGCAAACAAAACAAGUUUGUUUUCCUACUGUUUCAAUGUAAAGUAUAUCUUUUGGAUCAAUCCUUAUACUUAGUAGAAGACCUGUUUAAUAUUUUAUAUACAUAUAUAUUUUUGUUAGAAACAAUAAGUAAUAUAUAUAAAUGCUGCAUAGGUGUAUUGUGUAAAUGAAUAGAGUAGUAUGUACCUUUCUGAUUAUCUCCUCUUUUAUGCUUAACAAAGAGCAUAGAUUCUUCUAUCUAUAAGUGUAAUGUAAUAUUCAAUUUGUAUCUAGUCUUGUGCAAUUGUUAAUUAUACUGUUAUUUCUGCUGA